Brassica oleracea var. oleracea is the source of this 1029-nucleotide messenger RNA. RefSeq lists its product as uncharacterized. Bases 71 to 808 code for a protein of 245 amino acids. Gene Ontology annotation, molecular function: A2-type glycerophospholipase activity. The record is from RefSeq and is a predicted model, not a curated record. The transcript is spliced from 3 exons. Lineage: Eukaryota; Viridiplantae; Streptophyta; Magnoliopsida; Brassicales; Brassicaceae. Gene Ontology annotation, biological process: phospholipid metabolic process; arachidonate secretion.
AUAAAACUUGUGAAGGAAAACGAAAAAGCUGUCUUCUUCUCGUAGCGUCUCUGUAAAAUUUCCUGUUCAGAUGAACUUUGGGUUACCGAGCAUCUCCUGGUUUAACAGCAACAGCUCGAAGAAAGAUGCAACCAUGGUAGAAACCGUGACAUCCACGACUUCUCUCCUUGAACAGCAAGAUCAAGGGCAAAGCUUGUUCGGCAUAAAGAUAUGGACUUUCUCCCUUGGUUCUGUGUUUCCUUGGGCUGCAACCUCACCUGAUGGGAAGCAGCAGAAACCCACUACUAUAAACAGAGGGUUGAAAAGGCAUGCCGUGUCUCGCAGGUCAUCGAGAGUUAAUACCGUGAGCACUGUUUAUCGGUUUAGACCUUAUGUGUCUAAGGUUCCGUGGCACACAGGGCCGAGAGCGUUUCUUUCGCAGCUUUUCCCGAGGUACGGGCAUUACUGUGGACCGAAUUGGUCUAGUGGGAAAGAUGGGGGUUCGCCGAUUUGGGAUCAGAGACCUAUUGAUUGGUUAGACCAUUGCUGUUAUUGCCAUGAUAUUGGUUAUGACACUCAUGACCAGGCUGAGUUGCUGAAAGCCGACGUGGCGUUUCUUGAGUGUUUGGAAUCGAACAAGCGCGUUGUUACGAGGGGAGAUGCGCAAGUAGCUCACUUCUACAAGACAAUGUGCAUAACAGGUCUCAAGAACAUACUGAUACCUUACAGAAGCUACCUCGUGAAGAUACAAUACGGGCAAAAUCUACUCGACUUUGGCUGGCUAGUGAACAGCCUUAGCAAGAGAAGCUGGAACUUCCAGAAGAAUUAAGAGACACAAGGAAGCAAAUCGGAGUGUGUUAAUCUACAAGUCCUGUAAGCCUUUCCGGUUUCCAGUUUGGUACAUAGAGGUUUAAAGAGAAGGGAACUGAGGAUUAGGUUCUGUAAUAUAUAUUAGAUCAAAUACAUUUAAUAUGAAACUGUGGUGUGCGUGUUUUAAACCCUUUGUACAUGUUUAGUAAUAGUAUGAUGAUCCGUAUCACUUCGUUUGAA